Molecule: messenger RNA, 456 nt
Organism: Aricia agestis (brown argus)
Lineage: Eukaryota; Metazoa; Arthropoda; Insecta; Lepidoptera; Lycaenidae
Product: endocuticle structural glycoprotein SgAbd-8-like
Exons: 5
Coding region: 1-456 (151 amino acids)
Cellular component (GO): chitin-based extracellular matrix
Molecular function (GO): structural constituent of chitin-based larval cuticle
Source: RefSeq, a predicted model, not a curated record
AUGGGUGGUGGUUUCCGCAUCUGCCUAAGGGCCAACCCACACACUGUGUUGCGCGCGCAGUUGCUGCCACACGCGCCUGAGAUCGAAGUGACAUUUGAGCUGGCCUCGCUGAGCGGCGCGUGGUGCAGGAGCGGUGGGGGCGGCGGCAUCAUCCGUAAUGACUUCGAGGGGCCACACCCCGAUGGCUCGUACCGCUGGGCGCUACAGACAGAUGAGGGCAUAUUCCACGAGCAGCGCGGCAGCUUCCCGCCCAACGCGGAGCACGAGCCCAGCCUGGUGGUGGAGGGGCAGUAUCAGUACACUGCGCCUGACGGACAGGUGAUAAACGUGCUGUACACGGCUGACGAGUACGGCUUCCACCCCACUGGCGCGCACCUGCCCACGCCGCCUCCCAUCCCGCCCGCCAUACAGCGCUCGCUCGACUACAUCGCUCGAGUGAACCAGAACCAGCUGUAG